This is a messenger RNA of Danio rerio (zebrafish), 1108 nucleotides long. It is a transcript of the gene nipsnap2, whose product is annotated as nipsnap homolog 2. The record is from RefSeq and is marked provisional. Gene Ontology annotation, biological process: mitophagy. Gene Ontology annotation, cellular component: mitochondrial matrix. Lineage: Eukaryota; Metazoa; Chordata; Actinopteri; Cypriniformes; Danionidae.
GUGCUAUCAGUGGAAGAUGGCGACCAGAGUCCUUCACAGCUCCUGCUCCGGCCUGUAUCGGGCUGCAGGACCGGCCCGGGGCAAAGGACACGCGACUGCCGUUAUCAGGCACAAUGUCAAGCCCGAGUGUCUGGAGGCCUACAACAAGCUCUGUGAGGACGUGCUGACCAACAUCCACACCGACAAGGCUUACCCGUGUGAGCUGGUGGGCACCUGGAACACCUGGUAUGGGGAGCAGGAUCAGGCCGUGCACUUGUGGAGGUACAGAGGAGGAUAUCCAGCCCUCACUGAAGUCAUGAGUAAACUCAAGAACAACAAGGUGAUACAGCACUACUACCCCGGCACCAUGAUCGAAUGGGGAAACUACUGGGCGAGAGCGAUCGGUUACCGGCAGCACAACCGUGAGGCCGUCGGUGGAUUCUUCUCUCAGAUCGGCGACCUCUACAUGGUCCAUCAUCUGUGGGCGUAUAAGGACCUGCAGUCCAGAGAGGACACAAGGAACGCCGCCUGGCAGCACGAGGGCUGGGAUGAAGUCGUCUAUUACACUGUGCCGCUGAUUCAGCACAUGGAGUCCAGGAUCAUGAUCCCACUGAAGAACUCUCCACUGAAGUAACACACACACACACACAGCGCUGCUGCGUCCCCGUCAGAUGAAGACAGACAGCAGACCCUCCACUGCCGAGAUCAUUCGGAUCAACACACACACACACACACACACAUACACACACGCACAGCUGACGCUGCAGACAGGACAAACACAGCCACUCAUCAGUCAAAUAAAGUUCAGCUGCACGGUUUAGAGGAGGAGAACAUGACGGAGCGCUCUCGAACACCGCCGGCAGCCGUCAGUCUGUAUUUAUUGCAUAUUUAUUAGCUGUACAUGUACACCACACAGAUCUGAGGUCAGAUGAGCCGCGCUGCAGACGUCUGCUUUACAGUUACUGCAUUGGAUUUCUCUUGUGUUCUACAUAGAUGUGUGUUUGAUAUGAUUCUGCUCUGAUUAUUGAUGAUGUUUUCUGUAUGUGUGUGUGUGAGACGGCCGCAUGCACACACACUCUACAUUACGCCGCUCAUCUGUUAAUCAAUAAACAACAUCUCCAUAUUAAAA